Molecule: messenger RNA, 3570 nt
Organism: Orbicella faveolata
Lineage: Eukaryota; Metazoa; Cnidaria; Anthozoa; Scleractinia; Merulinidae
Product: zinc finger FYVE domain-containing protein 9-like
Biological process (GO): endosomal transport
Cellular component (GO): early endosome membrane
Molecular function (GO): metal ion binding; 2 iron, 2 sulfur cluster binding
Source: RefSeq, a predicted model, not a curated record
AAAUGAGCUCACCGGAGCCUGAGCAAAGAGCAAACUACGACGACGAUGUGGUUGAUGUAAUGUGUGCAUGUGCUGAAGCAAAAUAACUUUUCUUUCGUGGCGAGAACAGUGUUAAUUGCAGAGACGGGAGGUUAAACUACUGUUUUGUGUGAAAAUACAUUACGGCUUUCUUAAACAGCCAUGUGAAAUGAUUUACACGCCUCCAUCAUCAGCAUGGCCAGUGCAUUUGUUCCAGUGGAUUUAGACAAGCUGUUGGAUGAAUUUGAAGAAAAAGAACAAGAACCUGAGUUAGAACAGCCAGCUGCUUGUGUUGCCUCUGCUGCGGACAGGAAGCAGGCAGCAAGAUUGAGCUUUCAAGCAUCAUUCCCCAGUAUCCAGGAAGAGGUAUUGUCUGAUCAGGGAUCUGAUCAAAGUACGUUAGAUGUCAAGAAUGAUAGUGACAGUGACAGCAGUAGCAUAAAUGGAGUGAUACAAGCUGCUGAAGCUAUUACAAACCAAAGUGCUGAACAUCUUGUUGACGACGGAAACCUGGAAAGUCUUGUUGACAAGAAUGCUAUUGAUGAACUCAAAGAAAAUGGCGUAAAUGAGCCAGUUAGUUCUGAGCACUUUGAACUUGAUGAUGAAGAACAACUGAACCAUGAUCUUGGCUUACUUAAUGAAGAAUCUAAUGUGGUGACUUUGCAGUCUGAGGAGCAUGCAUUGGAUAGCCAGGAGGCUGACAGUAAUGAAAUUGAUAUUGCAGAAGUACAGAUCUGUAGGACAAGUGAGGAGGUUUCUUCACAUUCCACACCAGUUUCAAACAGUGCUACAGAUCAAGAAACACAAUUUGUGAGCAGGGAAGAAAAUGAAAAUGACUUAGAACGUUUAAGACUAGAUGAGAUUCCCCAGAAUGAAACUCCUGCAUUAGUUAAUUCAACUUUAGAGGUGGAAGAGACUCCCGAACAAGCUGUGAUUAGCAACAGGUCUCAGUAUCAAGACACUAGCAUUCAUGGCUAUGAGGUAAAUUCAACACUGCUAGACCAGUCGCACACUGUUAGUUAUGACCAACCUGGAUCAUCCAUUGUUGCGAUGGCUGGAGAUGGUGAAACUAAUUAUUUGGGGCUUAAUGAAGCCCCUAACGCAGAAGCGCAAGAUUUCUAUGAGCAGAAUGAACCUGGGGGUGAACAUGUUUUUGUUGAUGAUGAAUCCAGUUUAAGAGACUCUGAAAAUGGUAUAGAACAAGAUAGCUUUAAUACAGAUAAUGAACAGCCCUCAGUUGGAUCAGAGGAACGUACAGAGUCACCUGUUUUAACCAUGACAAUGCAGUCUCACGCAUCAUUAGAAGCUCGACGGAUUAGUUCAGGAGAAUCAUGCCUUGGCAAAGUGCCACCCAUUUGGGUUCCAGACUCUGUAGCUACGCACUGUAUGAACUGUGGGGUGAAGUUUAGUGUUAUUAAGAGACGACACCACUGCAGAGCUUGCGGAAAGGCCCUUUGCUCAUCCUGCUGCAACAUGAAGUUCUUGUUACCAUACAUGGAUAACAAGGAAGGUCGUGUUUGCCAAGUUUGCUGUAAUGCUCUGUUGAGAGCCCAGACAUUAUUGGAAGUGGCAGAAAACCAAGAUAAUGUGCACCUUGCAAGUGAUUUUGGCAGUCUGCCACAAGACUCACAUGAUGUACUCUUGGAAGAUGUUUUGGAGGAAGAUGAAGAGUUGCUAGAUGACCAGCAGGAAAUUGGAGCAGGUGCAGAGGCUAUUGGAGAUGAUACAACAGAUUUGGACUUGUCUGCAACAGGAGUGGGCGUCACAAUGGAACAGACACCGCCAGUUCUUCCCCCAUUACAAAUUCCUGUAGCUCCACUCACAGACGCAACAGGGACGCCAUUAUCCACUCCAGCAUCACCAGCUCUCUCAGAUGACAGUGAUUGUCUGUUUCGAUUAGAUGUUGAUAAUGUGCGAUCGUUGUUGCCUCUAGAUAUCACUGCACUCCCUCCACUAUUGAAAGUUGUAAAUGAAGAGAUAUCUAUUCAGGAGAGGCCUGAUCCUGCAGAAAUUAUGUAUCAGAUAAAAGGUCUCCAUGAAACUGUUGUAUUUUUACUCAAUAAAAACUUGGUAGUCAAAGUUAGCAUAGUGAAAUUAAACUGUUGUGUAAAACGGAAGUGCUGGUGUUUUGUGACAGAAGGAAUGGGAGCUGCAAACCAAGAGGAAAUGGUGGUUUUGUUGGAGUGUCUUCGUAAAGAGGCAAUGCUUCCCAAAGAUGUCCUCUCACACUUUAACACAGCUUUUGCAUAUGCCAAGCAAGGUCACACAGUGUCAGAACUUGGUUACACUAUUUUUGGUCAGCCCUUUCUUGGCAGUGGUGACAAUGCAGGUUUCCUUUAUGUGAAGCCAUCAUUUCAGUGUCUCAAGAACAUCCCUGUGCCGUCAACACCUUAUGUUGUAGGGUUACUGAUAAAACGUCUGGAGACACCUUGGGCUCAACUGUUUCCUUUGAGACUUCAGCUAAGACUUGGGGCAGAGUUCAGAUAUUACCCCUGUCCGCUGUUCAGUUCAAGGAACAGAUCAUCAGUGUAUGCAGAAGUUGGACACACAAUCAUGAACCUGUUAGCGGAUUUUAAAAACUUCCAGUAUACAUUACCAAGGGUAACAGGACUUGUGAUACACAUGGAAGAAAAAAAGACUUUAGUCAGAUUGCCACAAGACAGAUAUGAUGAGGUAGUGAAGAUUCUUAAUGCGACAGAUGAACACGUUAUGGCCCUGGGAGCUAACUUCAGUUUACAGGCAGACUCACACUUGGUCUGUAUGCAGAAUGAACAGGGCUACAAAACUCAAGCAAUUAACAUACAGAAUCAAGCUAGGAAAGUGACUGGAGCAAGCUUUAUUGUAUUCAGCGGAGCACUUAAGCCCAGCAGUCCAUUCAUGGCCAAAGUCAACAUUGUAGAAGAUGGUAUUAUGGUACAGUUAAUGCCAGAAGUGAUUGACAAGCUACGCCAUGCUUUGAAGGAGAUGCAGGACUAUACCAUUACCACAGGGAUCCCAGGUGGGGGAGGUGAAGAGCUGGUCAUUGUAGAGUGGGUCAGUCGUCACAACAACCCACAACAAACCAGUUUGUGCAGUCCAGUGGAUGGCCUACAGCUUGACUCUUUUCCCAGUGUGAAAGUUCACAGUGGCUGUGACUUUACUCGCAAGAAUAUAUUCAGAAUACAGUGGACAGAGGUGUUCUUCUUAGGUGAAGGCCAACAGAGUGCAUCACGGGAUCUCAAUAAACUGACUGGAGAGCUUGCCAAAGCAUUUUGUCAAACACUUAUGCCGCACUUGUCCAAACUUAGUUCAGACGGCUUCAGCUUCAUUGGGUUGAGGGUGAAUUUGGAUCCUGAUAGUGUUGGCUAUUUUACAGGAAGUAACCAACAGAACUUGCCUGCCAGCAUUAUGUCAGAUCUUGAUGAUGUCUUAGUCCCUGUUAUUCACUCUGCGGCAAAUAACCAGAGAGUCCGUUCUCUUAGUGUAGAAUUGUUGUUUAAAGUUUUGAGGCUUCUUUGACAGACACAACUACAUAAUACCUCUCCUACUCUGAGGUACUGUAACUGCAUGCAA